UAGACAUGAAAGAAAAACCACAAAACCCUUAUGCUGGUACAAAAUGUAUUAUGUAUGAUUACCUGUGAGAUUAGUAACUAAUGGGCAGGGAUUUUAUGGUUGAUUUCCUACAAGUUGCUCUUCUAGGGAAGUUAAUGUAUAAUGACAUAUUGUUAAUGUUUGUAAAGCUGAGCUGGGUUAAAAUGAUGGUGGACACUGGGCUCCAGCUGCAGUGUUUAUGUUGUCGCUAUAUUAUUAUAAUUGUGUGGACUUUAUUCCUAGUCAGUAAUUCACUAGACUGUCUGCACUUGCCGACAAUUCAGCUAUGUACACAGGAAAGGGUAGGAUAUUAGAUACAUUUAGUAGGAGAGAUAGGGAACAGAGCAGAGUAACAAUGUGUGAGUUUCAGGGUUAUUGCAUGAACCUAGAAGGAAAUGAAAGAAAUUAUUAAUUCAUGUCAUUCACAUAAUGGACAAUGGCUUCAGUUUUUCCCUUUUUCGUCACAGAUAGAAGAUAACAGCUAGUUUGAAUGAAAGUGCAUUAAGCAGUCUUCACAUAAAUAGUGUUUCGCGUGGACGUUGAGCCUUAAAGCAUCACCCAGCAGGUAUCCACGUCUCGUCCACAGGCAGCUUUCACUUGCAGAAGGAAGACCGUAGCAAACAUUACGCUGCUCCUCUGCUUUUCUUCCUCAUGCAGGUUCCCAGCUGAUGUUGUAACAUGGAGACCACAGCGUUCACCUUCUGGCUGCUUUUCCUGUUCUUCAGCCCAGCUGUUCCUAUGUGUUUACCUACUGACUUCACCCUGUAUGUGGAGAAGCCUGAGUGUGACUUCUGUGUGGCAGUAAACACCACUAUCUGCAUGGGAUUCUGCUACUCAAGGGACAGCAACAUGAGAGAUAUACUCGGCUCACGCUUCCUCAUCCAACGAGGCUGCACCUAUGACAAGAUGGAGUACCGCACCGCCAUCCUGCCGGGAUGUGCCCUCGACGCCAACUCUGUCUUCACGUACCCUGUGGCUCUCAGCUGCCACUGUGGCGCUUGCAACACUGAAAGUGAUGAAUGUGCGCACAGAAGCAGUGUGGCCACAGCGGUGUGCACCAAACCGGUGAGGCGGCUGUACCCGUACCCUGCCCAGAGCAACUACAUCAUCCCUUUCUAAUCUUUUGUUAUGAGGCAUACACUAAUAUCUGUAUUAUUAUGUUUAUGCCAUGUCUGUUCUGUUUCUGUACUUUGUAAUUUACAAUAGAUCAGCAUGAAUACUUAUCUUCUGCACUCAUGCAUGUGUUACUCUUAGACUCUCGCCAAAAGAGACGAAGCUAAUGGAUUAAAGUUAAACUCUUUAAACAGCUCUCUGACUAAGCUGUGGUUGGCUUAAUACAGUAGGUUUCUGUUGACAACAUAACAAACACAAGGUCAUGAUACUUGUGUUGACCGUCACAUGAUUGAUGACACACCUCUUCUUGUGGGCGGGUGAUCAGGGGAUCAGUUCACAAUGUACAGUACACACUACCAGCCCUCAUUUGACAUAGUUUGUGUGUAGUUUCCACAUUGCAGGACCUUGAGAGGACAGCUGGAGUUUAUUAAUAGCUCAGUAGUUUAUAGUUGGUCAGUGAGCAAGUUCAUCAUGAGACGUCUGUGUCAUCACUUUAAUGACUUUUCUACUUUUUGUAUAAGAAUGGCUCCUUAUUAUUGCCUGUGUAAUGAUUACAACAAUUAUAUAAGGUUCAUACACAAACCAGCCUCUAGUUCCUUAUUUAGAAGUUAGAAACCAUCUCAUUUGUAUUUGAAAUAAUAUUUUUUUAAUCCUCGAACUUUGCUUUCGUCAAAGAAUCUUCCUUUUGUUAAUUUGUUGUGGUAAUCUGGUAAUCUGGGCCUUCUGAUGCAAUGAACAGACACAUUGUAUCAUUACUACACUGCAGUGACAGGUGCUGGGAAUGGGCCUCUAUACACCUAAGUAAAUAUUGCAGCAAAAAUCAAACAUUUGCAGCAAUAGUCAUUUACCACAUCAUUUACAUUUAACAGUGUAUUUCUGAAUCGUUCACUGCAAAAAAAAGUGCCUUUCUGUCAAAAAUAGGGACAUUUCUAAGUGACCCCAAACUUUUUAACGGUAGUGUAUAUAUGUGUGUUUGUAUGUAUGUAUGUAUGUAUGUUUUAUUAGCAUACAUGUGUAUAAAAUUAUAAAAUGUUCUGCUCAAA
Betta splendens (Siamese fighting fish) is the source of this 2174-nucleotide messenger RNA. It is a transcript of the gene tshba, whose product is annotated as thyroid stimulating hormone subunit beta a. Gene Ontology annotation, molecular function: hormone activity. Gene Ontology annotation, cellular component: extracellular region; cytoplasm. Gene Ontology annotation, biological process: G protein-coupled receptor signaling pathway. The transcript has 2 exons. Lineage: Eukaryota; Metazoa; Chordata; Actinopteri; Anabantiformes; Osphronemidae. The record is from RefSeq and is a predicted model, not a curated record. Bases 697 to 1137 code for a protein of 146 amino acids.